Pteronotus mesoamericanus is the source of this 1059-nucleotide messenger RNA. It is a transcript of the gene ISOC2, whose product is annotated as isochorismatase domain containing 2. NCBI's taxonomy places the organism in Eukaryota, Metazoa, Chordata, Mammalia, Chiroptera, Mormoopidae. Gene Ontology annotation, cellular component: cytoplasm. The coding region runs from base 117 to 734 and encodes 205 amino acids. The record is from RefSeq and is a predicted model, not a curated record. The transcript has 6 exons.
GUCAGCGGCCCGCGACCGCGCCGGGGUUAAGCCGCCUGCCGCGACCCUAAGAGUGGCCGCGGGCCGGGAACCGGGUAAGAGGACGUGAGCGGCGCAAGCCCGGGCUCUGAGAGGACAUGGCGGCUGCGAAGUAUGGCCUGGGCCGCAUCCUCCCCGGGUCAUCCAUCCUUUUCCUGUGCGACAUGCAGGAGAGUUUCCGCCACCGCAUCGUUUACUUCUCCCAGGUCAUCUCUGUGGCUGCCCGCAUGCUCAAGGUGGCCCGGCUGCUGGAGAUGCCAGCCGUGCUGACAGAGCAGUACCCACAAGGCCUGGGCCCCACGGUGCCUGAGCUGGGGGCCCAGGGCCUGCGGCCACUGGCCAAGACCUCCUUCAGCAUGGUGCCCGCGGUGCGGCACGAGCUGGAGGCACAGCCUCAGCUGCGCUCUGUGCUCCUUUGUGGACUCGAGACCCAGGCCUGCAUCUUGAACACGGCCCUGGACCUCCUGGACAUGGGGCUGCAAGUCCACGUGGUGGCGGACGCCUGCUCCUCCCGCAGCCAGGUGGACCGCCUGGUGGCACUAGCCCGGAUGCGACAGAGCGGCGCCUUCCUGUCCACCAGCGAAGGGCUCAUUCUGCAGCUUGUGGGUGAUUCCACACACCCCUGCUUCAAGGAGAUCCAAAAGAUCAUCAAGGAGCCCGUCCCUGACACCGGGCUGCUCGGCUUCUUCCAAGGCCAGAAUCUCCUCUACCCCUGAACUCCUACUCCUCAUUGAGGGGAGACCUCCGUCCCUCUUGGCUCUGAGGCCUCCGUGGAAGCGCUCCGCCCCCCAUCCGUGGAUCCCAAGAGUGGUGCAAUCCAACCGGGAGUACCGCCCCCUCAGGGAGGGGAGGCGGGGACUGCCUUGCCAUUGGGUGACAGUUCCCGGAAAUGCAAAUGUAACUCCUGGAAGCUGGAUGACCGUUGGUUGGGCUGGGCAGGAGGCGGGGCUCGGCCCCGGGCCACUUCACGCCGGUGGGAAGAGGGGGAGGGAGUGUCACAGGCUGUGUGGGACCCGGACUCGCGGAAUAAACAUUGAUGUA